This is a messenger RNA of Esox lucius (northern pike), 3521 nucleotides long. Its product is annotated as zinc finger and SCAN domain-containing protein 2-like. The record is from RefSeq and is a predicted model, not a curated record. Gene Ontology annotation, molecular function: RNA polymerase II cis-regulatory region sequence-specific DNA binding; DNA-binding transcription factor activity. Lineage: Eukaryota; Metazoa; Chordata; Actinopteri; Esociformes; Esocidae. The transcript is spliced from 2 exons. Bases 845 to 2008 code for a protein of 387 amino acids. Gene Ontology annotation, biological process: regulation of transcription by RNA polymerase II.
GAUUGGUUGAUUAGAUAAUUGCAUUAUUGAGAAAUUGAACAGGUGUUCCUAAUUAUCCUUUAGGUGAGUGUAUUUCUCAUUACAUUGGUUUUCAUGUUGUUAUUUUACCACAACGUGUGUUAUAUGCCUUUCAUCAAGUGUUGACAUGAACAGGAUUCACUGCACAUUUUCAAUGAGUCAGAUGUCAUAAACCAUUUUGAAGGGUAAAUACAUUCUUUGUUAUAUUGUCUUACAUAUUUAGAUUAUCAUUUAGACAAUUGGUUUAAUUUCUGAAGCAAGCAAUUUCUCAACCAAUUCAUAACAAAUUAACUUGCUGGAUGUUUUUUUCCCCUCCAAAGUAUGUAAUCACAGAAUAAAUGUUGAUAACUUGUUUAUUGUAUAGUGUCUUGAACUCCUGUCUUUCCUCUGACAGAAUCCAUUGUACAACUCUGAAAUGUUACAGACAUUGAAAUAUUUGACAUGUUUGUUAUUUAACCAUGCCAGUGAUGAAUGGAUCUAAAGCAUGACUGCCAAAUCAAGUUUACAUUUUAUUAAGGCACUUUACUUGAUAUUAUAACCAUACAAAUUUGUAUUUUAUGUGCCCUUUUGGGGCCCUUUUGCUGUGUUUAGGACUAUGCUUAGUGCAAAUGGGAAUUUCUAGUUACCCGUUCCGAUGAGACAACAUUUCCCUGUCUCACUCCCCUCCAGCAGGUGGCGAUGCGGCAAAUGCGCACAACUGAGUGCAAUUGUUUUACAGUGAAACCGGAUGCCUUUUUUCUUUGGUCACGCUUAAUCUUAAUAGGUCGGCGCCGCAAGUAAUAAAAACAACAUUGAUAUCAAGCUCUGUACAUUGCAUUAUCCAAACAUGUCGAAAAUACAUUUGCUGAGGGCUUUUCUCAACGAGAGAUUAACAGCUGCUGCCGAGGAGAUAUUCGGGGUCGUUGAAAAAACGAUAGCAGAAUAUCAGGAGGAAGUUGUCCGUUUACAGAGUCUGCUUGACAUUGUUCUUCAACCGAAGAUAAAGCCACACAGAGCAGAACUCCAGCAGCUCACUAUCUUAGACUCAGAGUUUCCCCCUGAGCAGCAGCAACACAGGGGGUUGGAGUGGAGCCCCAAUCAUGGGCUGGAGGACCCAGAGCCCACGCAAAUUAAAGAAGAACUCCAGAGAUGUCCAGACGAAGAGCAAUUUCAAGGGCUGGAGGAAGAUGACAAUGACUCUACUCCUGUUUUUGUAAAAAGUGACCAUUAUGAGGACAAUACUCAGUCCUCACAGCUCUAUCAAGCUCAGAAGGAAGGAAAUGGAGACAGAGACCCACUACCCAUUACUACAACUGAAAAGAUAAAAACAGAACCCAAUGGAGAGGACUACGGGGAAUCAGAACCAACCCAUGUCCCCCAUACCCUCACCGUAGUAAAUCCAGAAUAUUCUGCAGCUUCCAGGGAAAAAUGUGAUCUAGGUGGUAUGGAAAAUGGAGAUCUGUUACAUUUUAAGCAAGUCAAAUCAAAGAAAACAAAGAUGAUAAAAGGACAAAGCUCAUGCAUGAAUACAAAGAGUUGGAAACCAACACAGUUAUCCCCCUUGAAAUCACCCAGUCAAAUUAGUGCAACUUCCUGUUGUUGUAUGGUGUGUGGCAAGUCCUUUCAUUACAUGGGUUCAUUAUUUAAACACAUGCAAACUCAUACAAAGGAUAAAAAGGGUAUUUGUGGUGCUUGUGGAAAAUGUUUUCAGUCCACAGAAAGUAUGAAGGAUCACCUUCAAACGCACUUUGCGGCUAGGUUUAGUUGUAAUUUCUGUGGUAAAUUCUUCACUCGGAAUGGAACUUUAAAAACCCACAUGAGGAUUCACACUGGAGAGAAGCCAUAUAGAUGUCCUUACUGUUGCAAAGGAUUUAUCAGUGGCGGUGAUCUAAAAAAUCACAUCAGGAUUCACACGGGAGAGAAGCCGUUUUGCUGUCCUGAUUGUGGUAAAUCAUUUACUCGGAGUGGACAUCUAAAGGGUCACAUGAGAACACACACAGUGGAUAAAUAAUCACCUUACAGUCUGUGGAAAAUGAUGUGAAAAUGUAAAUAGAAUUUCCAUUAUCAUAUAUUGCUCUUCUGAUCGUGGCACAGACAUCAACCUGCUUGGACAUCCAUAGAUACGUGAUGAACCACACUGCAGACAAUAGAAAUCAUUGUCAUCUGUGACAAGGGAUAGGUGGGAACUUUGAGGAGUCAUGGGUUAGAGACUAUUUACAUGCACUGAUUGCAAUACGCAAUAUAUUUCAAAACUCCUAAAAAAGUUCCAUUAACAACAGUCACUGGGUGAAAACAUGACAUUGUGUGAUCUGAGGAAAGGUCUGGAGACAGAAGAUGGAGAGUCACAUUGUAAAGUUCACUGUGAAAGGAGACAAUCCCCAGGACAGUAGUUUAGGAUGAAUAAGAUACGACUGUUUAAAUAGAAUAACUCCUCACUACUUGUUAACAGAGAGCUCUUAGUGGAUUUCUGAGCAACCGAGGGCCCGCCUCCUUGUUUAUUGGAUGUCUUAAAUCAGGGGUGCUCAACCCUGUUCCUGGAGAUCUUCUGUCCUGUAGGUUUUCUUGUCAACCCCAUUUGUGACUAAAUCGGUUAAGCGCUGUGUUAUUCAAUGCAUUUGACAAAUAUAACUUGAACUUUUCAUCCAGCUAAUUAUUAGAGUUAGGUGUGCUAAAUUUAGAGUUGGAGAGUACCUACAGGACAGUUGAUCUCCAGGAACCGGGUUGGGUUGACCUGACUGCAGUCAUGUUGUUUAGACUGCAAAUGUGUAAACAGAUUUAUUUAACAGCCCAGUGGUUAGGGCAUCUGUUCAUGUUUAACCGAAAGGUUGGUAUGUCAAAUCCCAUUGCCAGCAAGGUGAAAAAUCGAUUAUUCUUUGCUUAAGCAAGACUGUUAACCCUAAAUGCUCCCCACACUCCCACCUUCUCAGCCCCCACAUCUUCUCCAGUUUGAAGGGGAUUGGGUAAAAAAACAAGUCAAGUUACAGUUGGCCCUUGUGUGCAAUGGAUAACUGCAAUAAUAUAACCUGUUGGUAUGUUGUGAUCAUUCAUUUUUCUGAAGUUGUUUUCACAUUCUUAGUUUGUGCUUAAGCGCUCUCCUGUGUUUUCCCAGGAGCUGAGAUAAUCCUAAAGAGAUGGUCUUUGUAAUUACUCAUGUACUUGAUGUCGGUCCCGUUAUCAAAGAAGACAUGCUUUUUACUGACAUUAACAACAUUGUUGUUAUGCUUAAGUGGAACCAUUCAUCAGAAUUUACCUACUGAAAUGUUUUAUUCUUUCUAACAGUAUUUUUCGCAGAAUGAAUGUGGAUAACAUUGUGAGGGGGUUUUACUUGCACUAUUUAGACUUUUCUUUGCAUUAUUAUCAUGAAAUAUUGGAGACAUUGAAAUGUUCAAACUUUUCAAACCAUCAAACCAUACAAUGUGUUCUUCAUCUCAAAGGUAAUUUAAGGGCUCAUCUGGUUACAUUGUGGUCUUAGACUCUCUAGUCUUCUACAUUUGUAGGAAUAUAAACAAACAAAUGUAUCAUCA